AUUUUCUGAGAAAUACUUGCUGAGAUUGUGGAAAUGUCUGGACGGGGAAAAGGCAGCGGCAAAGCUCGGUCGAAGGCCAAGUCUCGCUCGUCCCGGGCCGGACUGCAGUUCCCUGUGGGCCGUGUUCAUAGGCUCCUGAGGAAGGGUAACUAUGCUGAGCGAGUGGGUGCCGGAGCGCCGGUCUAUCUGGCUGCUGUGCUCGAGUAUCUGACGGCUGAAAUCCUCGAGCUGGCUGGCAACGCGGCCCGGGACAACAAGAAGACCCGCAUCAUCCCCAGACAUCUGCAGCUGGCCGUCCGCAACGACGAGGAGCUCAACAAGCUGCUGGGAGGGGUGACCAUCGCUCAGGGCGGGGUGCUGCCCAAUAUCCAGGCCGUGCUGUUGCCCAAGAAAACCGGAGGCGCCAGCAAGUGAAGCGACAGAAAGUGAACCCAGUGACCCAAAGGCUCUUUUCAGAGCCACCCACAGUGUCUGUGGAAGGGCUGAUCCGUGGUUGCGGUGAUCGUGGGGAAGGAGCUCUAUGAAAUCCGCAAUAAUAAAUGAG
This is a messenger RNA of Pristis pectinata (smalltooth sawfish), 544 nucleotides long. RefSeq names its product late histone H2A.L3. Gene Ontology annotation, cellular component: nucleosome. Lineage: Eukaryota; Metazoa; Chordata; Chondrichthyes; Rhinopristiformes; Pristidae. The record is from RefSeq and is a predicted model, not a curated record. Gene Ontology annotation, molecular function: DNA binding; protein heterodimerization activity; structural constituent of chromatin. The transcript has a single exon. Bases 34 to 414 code for a protein of 126 amino acids.